AUGUUAUCCUACAUAACACCAUCAAUGCAACAUCAACUUUCAUCAUCUGAUUCAGCACUUGCCAUCUGUUCGACUUCAUCAGAUGAAGGAAAUAAAUCAUUAUAUCCAAAUGAAGAUGAUAGUAUUGGACUUUAUAAUUCUUCCUAUAUGUCAUAUUCACAUCAUCAUCAUAAAGCACCAGUACCAUUUAUGUAUGGUCAUGCGCCAACAUCAGCAUAUGGUUUUGGUUUUAAUUUUUAUGAUGAAAUGUCUCCAUUUACUGAUUCAACACGAUCACCUUAUACAUUUAUACAUACAACAAAACGUAGUGAUCCAAAUAUUGAUGUUAAACUUGAAAAUAUGGAAUUAUGGAAACGUUUCUCUGACCUUAAUUUAGAAAUGAUUAUAACAAAAACUGGAAGGCGUAUGUUUCCAACAUUUAAAGUUUCAUUAACCGGACUUGAUCCAGCAAGUAAAUAUAUUGUUUACAUGGAUGUUGUGCCUGUAGAUAAUCAUCGUUAUAAAUAUCAUAAUUCUCAAUGGAUGGUUACUGGUGCAGCUGAACCGCAUAUGCCGGGUCGAUUUUAUCCUCAUCCAGAUAGUAAUUCAACAGGCGCACAAUUAAUGAAACAACCAUUAUCAUUUAGUAAAUUAAAAUUAACAAAUAAUACAGCUGAUCAAAAUGGACAUAUUGUACUUAAUUCAAUGCAUAAAUAUAUUCCUCGUCUUCAUAUCAUUCAAACUUUUAAUUCAUCCGAUGUUGAUAAUAAAUUAUCAUUAACAGCGUUGGAUAAUGUUAAUAUAUUUGUCUUUCCAGAAACUCAAUUUAUUGCUGUAACUGCAUAUCAAAAUGAAAAUGUCACACGAUUAAAAAUAGAUCAUAAUCCAUUUGCCAAAGGGUUUCGUGAGAAUAAUGGACAUGCUAAUCGAAAAGAUGUGAAAUCAGCGAAACGUUGUCUAGAUGAUGUUUAUCCAACACCGGAAUCAUCAAAACGAUGUAAAUCGAGUUCAGGUGAUGAUGAACCCAUAUCGUCAUCACGUCUUAUCUCGGCAAAUAAUACAGUUGAUAUACCUGAUUCAACAACUUCAUUUACAGAUUUCUAUGAAAAUCAAUUUCAAAGUCAUUUUUAUGAUUCUAAUUUAUAUACAUCACCUUAUUCACGAUUUACUCCAACUUAUCCAUUUACUUACACACCAAUGGCAUCAACACCUUCAACAAAUCCAUUUUCAUUAGCAGCUGCUGCUGCAAGUCGAUAUUCAUCACCAUAUUCAUUUUCUUCACCUUAUUAUCAAUACUCUACUUCAUCGUAA
Messenger RNA from Adineta steineri, 1290 nucleotides. Lineage: Eukaryota; Metazoa; Rotifera; Eurotatoria; Adinetida; Adinetidae. The record is from the annotation of a GenBank genome assembly.